This is a messenger RNA of Octopus bimaculoides (California two-spot octopus), 1083 nucleotides long. Its product is annotated as beta carbonic anhydrase 1. Lineage: Eukaryota; Metazoa; Mollusca; Cephalopoda; Octopoda; Octopodidae. The record is from RefSeq and is a predicted model, not a curated record. Gene Ontology annotation, molecular function: zinc ion binding; carbonate dehydratase activity.
UUACGUCUUACACACGUGAAUAAACAGCACGGAGCAGACCUGCUGGCCACCUUCCGAUCAUGAAAGGGCUGGAAAAAAUACUAAGAGGAAUUAUAAAAUAUCAGAUUACUGAUAAGGUUCGGGUGAAAUUGAACCCGCAAAAUAUAAUUGAAUAUCCCACUCCUAAUUUCCUGUUUAUUUCCUGCAUUGAUAACCGUGUUCUGCCAUCACAAUUCACCAAAAUAGAUUGUGGUGAUGCUUAUAUUGUUCGAAAUGCAGGUAAUCUGUUUCCUCCAAGAGAUGCUAUUACAUUCAAUACUGUGACAGCUGAAGCUGGUGCAAUCGAAGUUGCCUGUCACCUCAACAACGUACGACAUAUAUUUGUGUGUGGACAUUCAGACUGCAAGGCCAUGAAUCUUCUGUUCAGUUUAAAAAAUCAAUGCCAUACACAUGCAGGGACUCCUCUUCAAAUGUGGUUAAAGAAAUAUGGUGUUGCAAGUGUUAGAAAAUUUGACCAACUGGACAGUAAAUUUGUUGGACCUCUUACUUUCCAAGGCCGAUUUAGCCAACUCAAUUUCCAAGUAAAUAUUGAUCCAGAAAACAAGUUUCCUAUUGAAGAUAAAUUAUCUCAGGUAAACUGCCUUCAACAACUGCAACAUAUUGCCACUUUUCCAAUUCUACACGACAAGCUGUCCAAGAACCAAAUUCGUCUCCAUGCCAUUUGGAUCGACGUUCGCACGGGUAACGUUUUCAUCUUCAGCCGAGAUGAAAAACAAUUUGUUGAGAUUACUGACCGGAACUACUUACAGCUUGUACGUGAGUGUUUCCCUGUUGAUUAGAAACUGAACAUCUUGAUUGAAACCAAUUGCUCAAGCAACUAAACAGACAUUGUUGUAAUACUGCCCCAAAAUGAUGGAAGUUGUUCUUUAUCUGAUAUCUGUCCCAUCAGUCUAUGUCAUCAUUUUUUUUCCAAAUGCUUGAUUUUUUUUUUUUGGUUUUUUGUUUAUUAUAUUAAUAGAACUGAAAGCAAUUACGGUAUUUCAUCAUAGAUACUAGAAAAUAUUAGAAUGUGUUCCAAGAUUUAAUAUUUCUAGAAAAUGGUAA